Molecule: messenger RNA, 3808 nt
Organism: Hibiscus syriacus
Lineage: Eukaryota; Viridiplantae; Streptophyta; Magnoliopsida; Malvales; Malvaceae
Product: NF-X1-type zinc finger protein NFXL1-like
Exons: 2
Coding region: 221-3544 (1107 amino acids)
Biological process (GO): regulation of DNA-templated transcription
Cellular component (GO): nucleus
Molecular function (GO): RNA polymerase II transcription regulatory region sequence-specific DNA binding; zinc ion binding; DNA-binding transcription factor activity, RNA polymerase II-specific
Source: RefSeq, a predicted model, not a curated record
CCCCAAGCUAAUCCUUCCCUAUAUAUACUCCCCCUCUCCCUCCCUCUCCGUUCCAUUUGGGGUUUUCUCAUCUUUGAGAAAAGGGCGACCUUCACUUGUUAUACACCCACGUAAAAGGAAAAGCGGAUGCAAAAAGGAAAGGUUUUUAUUUCGUUGAUCGGUUUCUUUGAUCCUUUUUGCCUCAUUCUCAAAAAUUCAAUCGGGUUUACAAAGUUCGUCGAUGUCUAAUCGAAUCAUGAGCUUUCAAGGCCGAAAUAGAUCGGGAAACCCUUCACAGACAGCUCGUCAAGAAUGGGUUCCUAGAGGUUCUUCAUCUGCUACCACCACUGUUGUAAGCAGCUCACCAGCCUCCUCUAAUUCAACCCCUAAUGUCAACCAGGCCUCGACUCGAAAUGAUUAUAGAUAUAGACCAACCGGUCGGCCCACUAACCAUAGGAGAGAUAGGGAAAAAGAAAGGAGUGAGAAUCAUGUGGCUGUGAGGAAGGAGAUUGAUCUUAGUUCGCCGCAGCUUGUGCAGGAAAUUCAGGAUAAGCGACCCGUCAACCAUAGGAGGCAAAAAGAAAGGAGUGAGAAUCAUGUGGCUGUGAGGAAGGCAAUUGAUCCUAAUUUACCGCAGCUUGUGCAGGAAAUUCAGGAUAAGCUUAUAAAGAAUAUGGUUGAGUGUAUGAUUUGUUAUGAUAUGGUACGAAGGUCGGUUGCCGUAUGGUCUUGCUCGAGUUGUUAUUCCAUUUUUCACCUCAAUUGUAUUAAGAAAUGGGCGAGGACACCCACUUCUGUUGAUUUGGUGGCUGAGAAGAAUCAGGGUUUUAAUUGGCGUUGCCCGGGCUGUCAGUCUGUGCAGUUCACAUCCUCUGAGGAGAUUCAGUAUGUUUGCUAUUGUGGGAAGAGGGCUGACCCUCCUCCUGAUUUGUACUUGACUCCACAUUCAUGUGGAGAGCCGUGUGGAAAGCCACUUGAGAAGGAGCUGGGACUAGGUUAUGAGGUGAUGAAGGAUGAACUUUGUCCUCAUGUUUGUGUUUUGCAAUGUCACCCUGGUCCGUGUCCCCCCUGUAAGGCAUUUGCUCCGCCGCGAUUGUGCCCUUGUGGGAAGAAAGUUAUUACAACCAGAUGUUCUGAUAGGAAGUCAGUUCUUACUUGUGGUCAGCAGUGUGAUAAACUUCUCGAGUGUGGGCGUCAUCGAUGUGAACGAAUUUGCCAUGUUGGAGCUUGUGAUCCUUGCAAUGUUCUAAUUAAUGCCCCUUGUUUCUGCAAGAAAAAGGUUGAAGUUGUCAUCUGUAGUGACAUGGUUGUCAAGGGAAAAGUGAAAGCAGAAGAUGGUAUUUUUUCUUGUAUUUCAACGUGUGGAAAGAAGCUUAGAUGUGGUAAUCAUUAUUGUGCUGAAACUUGCCAUCCUGGUCCUUGCGGGGAUUGUGAGUUUUUGCCAAACAAGAUAAAGUCUUGUUACUGUGGGAAAACUAGCUUGCAGGAUCAAAGGAAAAGUUGUUUGGACCCAAUUCCAACAUGUUCAGAUAUAUGUGCGAAGUUCCUUCCUUGUCAAGUGCACCGAUGUGACCAAGUAUGUCAUGCUGGGAGUUGUCCACCUUGUUUGGUUCUUGUCACCCAAAAAUGCCUUUGUGGGUUAACAUCUCGGAGAGUGGAAUGCUACAAAACAACACUUGAAAAUGAGAGAUUCAUGUGCGACAAGCCUUGUGGAAGUAAGAAGAAUUGUGGUAGACAUCGAUGUAGUGAGCGAUGUUGCCCUCUAUCAAACUCUAAUAAUCUUCGCCCCGAAGAUUGGGAUCCACACUUUUGCCAAAUGGCAUGUGGAAAGAAGCUGAGGUGUGGACAACAUUCUUGUGAAUCUCUUUGUCAUAGUGGUCAUUGUCCUCCAUGCUUGGAAACAAUCUUUACUGAUUUGACAUGUGCUUGUGGAAGAACUUCAAUCCCUCCUCCAUUGCCUUGUGGUACACCACCACCUUCAUGUCAACUGCCAUGCUCAGUCCCGCUGGCUUGUGGUCAUUCAUCUUCUCACAGCUGCCAUUUUGGAGAUUGUCCACCUUGUUCUGUUCCUGUGGCAAGGGAAUGCAUUGGAGGACAUGUUGUUCUUAGGAAUAUUCCUUGUGGAUCAAAAGUUAUCAGAUGCAACAAGCUUUGUGGCAAGACCAGGCAGUGUGGUUUACAUGCAUGUGGGAGAACGUGUCACCCAGCACCAUGUGAUGCAUCAUCUGGAGCUGAACCAGGUUUUUGGGCCUCUUGUGGGCAGAUAUGCGGGGCAUCUCGGCGAGACUGCAGGCAUACAUGUACUGCACCUUGUCAUCCCUCUGCACCUUGUCCUGAUGUAAGGUGUGAUUUUCGAGUUACAAUCACAUGUUCUUGUGGCCGGCUUACUGCAACUGUUCCUUGUGAUGCUGGUGGUUGUAUUGGUGGUUUCAAUGCUGAUACAGUUUUUGAAGCUUGUAUUAUCCAAAAAUUGCCCUCACCCCUUCAACCAGUGGAGACAACAGGAAAAAAGGUUCCUCUUGGACAGAGGAAGCUUAUGUGUGAUGAUGAAUGUGCUAAGUUGGAGCGUAAACGGGUUCUUGUAGAUGCGUUUGAUAUUGCUAACCCCAACUUGGAUGCUCUUCAUUUUGGUGAGAAUUCUGUUACAUCAGAGUUGAUUUUUGACCUAUACAGGCGUGAUCCAAAGUGGGUUCUAGCUGUGGAGGAGAGAUGCAAGUUUUUGGUACUUGGCAAGCACAGAGGAACAACAACAGGACUGAAGGUUCAUGUGUUCUGCCCAAUGCUGAAGGAUAAGAGAGAUGCUGUCAGUAUAAUAGCAGAAAGAUGGAAGCUUGCUAUUAGUGCUGCUGGUUGGGAGCCCAAGCGUUUUAUUGUGGUUCAUGUUACUCCCAAAUCCAAACCACCAGGUCGUAUCAUUGGAAGUAAAGGGUCGACUGGUACUGGAACAGUACAUCCUCCUGUUUUGGAUGCCCUUGUGGACAUGAAUCCAAGGCUUGUUGUUUCUUUCCUGGAUUUGCCCCGAGAAGCAGAUAUAAGUGCAUUGGUGUUGAGGUUUGGUGGGGAGUGUGAACUUGUUUGGUUGAAUGACAAGAAUGCAUUGGCUGUAUUUAGUGAUCCUGCUCGAGCUGCAACGGCUAUGAGGAGAUUGGAUCAUGGAUCAAUUUAUACAGGGGCUGCUACCUUUGUUCAGAGUGGUGGGGCGUCAGCUGUUAAUAAUGCUUGGGGUGGAACAGUGCCUAGUUCUGCUUUAAGGGCAAAUCCGUGGAAGAAGCCUGUGACAUGGGGUGGUGAUGAGGCACCUGAUGGUACUUCAGAUCUGGGCUCUGCAUGGAAAGGCAAGGAUGCUCCAAUUGCUGCUGCUUCAAUUAACCACUGGAGUGUUCUCGACUCUGAAACAGGUGUGAGCUCAUCUUCUGGAGUAGCUCGAUCUGAAGAUCCUUCAAAGCUGGCUAUUAUGGAUUCAAAUGCCACUGCCAAUUCAAAUUCAGCUGGCGUGAUGGGUGGCGUUUUAAAUGAAACAGAAUCAUCAGAGGUUGUAGAUGAUUGGGAAAAGUCUUAUGAAUGAGAGAGAGGACAGAGAUAUACCUAAAACAUUAUUGUUAAAGAUGGAUUUUGCCCAUUUUCAUUUACAAAUGGUUGGAAAAACUUGAGUUUUUUUUCUUCUUUUCUUUUCCAGUUUACACUAUUCCUGAUAUUAUCAUGUAGGUGUUAUGAUCUUUCUAUUCUUUUUCCUUCUUGCCAAGGCAAUGUCCCUUUGGCUGUAAUGUUGAAUUUUUGUUGCCUUUGAGAAGCAGCUUAAUAUACAACCAUUUCGUCUGUUGACUGCCAA